UCGAAUCAAAUGGCAGCCUCAAGAUCCGGCAUUGCUGUUGGUCUCAACAAGGGCCACAUCACCACCGUUCGCGAACUUAAGCAGAAGCCUUCGCAGCGCAAGGGCGCUCUUGGCAAGCGCACUGCCUUCGUUCGCAGCAUUGUCCGUGAAGUCGCCGGUUUCGCCCCUUACGAACGUCGUGUCAUGGAAUUGAUCAAGAAUUCCAAGGAUAAGCGUGCCAAGAAGCUCACCAAGAGAAGACUUGGUACCUACGGCCGUGCUAAGAGAAAGAUUGAAGAACUCACUGGUGUCAUUGCCGAGUCCCGUCGCCAUUAAAUCGCCCAACUUUUUUUAGUUUGCACAACCAUCAAUAAUAAAACGACACGCAUAAAAAAUAUAAAAAAGGCUCAACACUUUGUUAUGUUAUGAUUACUGUAUUCGGUCAUAUUUUCAACCCGGGCAAAUUUUAUUAUGAAGAAAGAAAGAAAGCGAAAACGAUGAGAAGCAAGCACGACAAAAGAAUAAGUGAGAAACAGAAAAGCAAAGAGGUAAUGCAAAGGAAAAAGAAAAGGUCGAAGUGUAAAAGCAAAAAGAGACAGAUGGCGAAUUAUAUUAAAGAAAGGUGUUCUGCUUUUGAG
Zychaea mexicana is the source of this 617-nucleotide messenger RNA. RefSeq names its product 50S ribosomal protein L36e. Gene Ontology annotation, cellular component: cytosolic large ribosomal subunit; ribosome. The transcript has 2 exons. The record is from RefSeq and is a predicted model, not a curated record. Gene Ontology annotation, molecular function: structural constituent of ribosome. Lineage: Eukaryota; Fungi; Mucoromycota; Mucoromycetes; Mucorales; Lichtheimiaceae. The coding region runs from base 10 to 315 and encodes 101 amino acids. Gene Ontology annotation, biological process: cytoplasmic translation.